Molecule: messenger RNA, 2149 nt
Organism: Entelurus aequoreus (snake pipefish)
Lineage: Eukaryota; Metazoa; Chordata; Actinopteri; Syngnathiformes; Syngnathidae
Gene: chrnb4
Product: cholinergic receptor, nicotinic, beta 4 (neuronal)
Exons: 6
Coding region: 97-1650 (517 amino acids)
Biological process (GO): nervous system process; regulation of membrane potential; chemical synaptic transmission
Cellular component (GO): neuron projection; postsynaptic membrane; synapse
Molecular function (GO): acetylcholine-gated monoatomic cation-selective channel activity; transmembrane signaling receptor activity
Source: RefSeq, a predicted model, not a curated record
CGCGUCCGCUCGGGCUUGCACCGCCAGAGAAGCGCUGCUUUGAGGCUGCACCAGCUCACUUGUCCCCGUUGAGCACAUCCAUGGUAGCGGGAAAAAAUGACGCCUCCUCUCUGCAUCAUGGCUUAUAUGAUGGCUUUAAUCCACGGUUGUGGUGGUGCCGACUCUGAGGAGCGCCUCAUAAACUGGCUGCUGGACAAAAAUCGCUACAAUCCACUCAUACGGCCGGCGGUCAACAGGACAGAAAGGGUCACCGUGAAGCUGCGAGUGUCGCUGGCACAACUCAUCAGUGUGAAUGAAAGAGAACAGAUCAUGACCACGAACGUCUGGCUCACUCAGCACUGGGUGGAUUACAGGCUAGCAUGGGACCCUGCCAAGUACGAAGGUAUCAACAAGCUGCGUAUCCCCUCCAGACACAUCUGGCUGCCUGAUAUUGUCCUGUACAACAAUGCCGACGGGACCUAUGAGGUGACGGUCUUCACCAACGCCAUCGUCCUCUCCAACGGCAGCAUCAACUGGCUUCCUCCCGCCAUCUACAAAAGUGCAUGCAAGAUCGAAGUCAAGCAUUUUCCCUUCGACCUGCAAAACUGCACCCUGAAGUUUCGCUCAUGGACCUACGACCACACCGAGAUCGACCUGAUCUUAAAGUCGGACAUGGCCAGUAUGGAUGAUUUCACCCCCAGCGGGGAGUGGGACAUCUUGGCGCUGCCUGGACGACGGACGGUCAACCCGUUGGAUUCCACCUACGUGGACCUCACGUAUGACUUCAUCAUCAAGAGGAAGCCUCUUUUCUACACCAUCAACCUCAUCAUCCCGUGUGUGCUCAUCACUUCUCUGGCCAUCCUGGUCUUCUACCUGCCGUCCGACUGUGGCGAAAAGAUGACUCUUUGCAUUUCCGUCCUCCUGGCCCUCACCGUCUUCCUGCUCUUGAUCUCCAAGAUCGUUCCUCCGACCUCUCUGGAUGUGCCGCUGAUCGGGAAGUACCUGAUGUUCACCAUGGUGCUGGUAACCUUCUCUAUCAUCACCAGCGUGUGCGUGCUCAACGUCCACCACCGCUCCCCUAGCACUCACACCAUGCCCCCCUGGGUAAAGCUGGUCUUUCUGGUCAAACUACCCGCCUUGCUGUUCAUGAGGCGACCUCACAAUAACGCUUGCCGUCAGAAACUAAGACAUCAGCGGCGCCUACAGGCAGGAAGGACAAUUCUGGACUUGGAUUACCCAGUUGGAACCAAAACUGUUUUUACCAAAUCAUCGUCUGCCUUGCUGACUUCAGACUCGGCCUUCUCCACCACAGGACACAAAAAUAUAAUCCCUCCUCUGAGCUUGAGUCACCCUGAAAGGCAAGGUGACUGCUUCCCCAGUGGUUCAGCCUGGACUGAGGACUUGCAUCCCCGAAGCAACUCAGACUGGGCUAAUGAUGUCCAGGAGGCGGUGAACGGAGUGUGCUUUGUUGCUGACCACAUGAUGGCGGACGAUGAUGAUCAGAGUGUCAUCGAGGACUGGAAGUACGUGGCCAUGGUGGUGGAUCGCAUGUUUCUGUGGAUCUUUGUCAUUGUGUGCGUGGUGGGAACUCUGGGCCUCUUUCUACAGCCACUUUUUCAGAGUCAAGUCGUUCAGAACCAGCAAUCCACCUCCGACAUGCCUCACAUUUGAUGGGAAGACUAGCCUGAGGUUUAGCUCAAUCUUUAGCAAGGAAAGCGGUAUUUGUUAAAAAUGUAAAAUAUGUAAAAAUGGAUCUGGUUAAAGGGGAACUGCACAUUUUUUAAAAUGUUGUCCGUUAUCCACGAGCCUUAUAUGAGACAAUAACACAAGUAUUUCCCUUUUCUGUUUGUUUAAUGAAUAACUGCUAGCACGAGGCGGCUAACAAUGCAGGUAAUUAGGAUUAAUAUAUUCCGCCUAUAAAGCACUCCAAAAAAACUCAAUUUCUACAUAAAAUGUAUUCUGGUUUAUGUUUUACAGUGUUGAACUUAUUUUUACGUUUGUGUGACAUGUACAGUAAGAAUGUUAAAAAAAAAAUGUCAUGUGAAGCACAGAUGCAACGCUAUUUUUUAGAGAUAAAAAUGUUAAUGUGGAUGGUUGCCUGUCUUCAUGUGUCAGUUUUGUGAUUGACAGGUGAUCAGUCCGGGCUGAGCCUGCCUCUCAGUCUUAAGUC